Messenger RNA from Didymodactylos carnosus, 1695 nucleotides. NCBI's taxonomy places the organism in Eukaryota, Metazoa, Rotifera, Eurotatoria, Philodinida, Philodinidae. The record is from the annotation of a GenBank genome assembly.
AUGGCUUGGAGUAACCUUGCAAGUGCAAGAGACGUACGUCGUGGACCCCGCUGAAUAUGGUGGCAAUGUUUAUUUUAGAAGACAAUCCAAAACCAUAAUAAAAAUCGUUUUGCACAAAAGUUGGGCUUUCCAUCCGGUUUCCAGCUAAAGUUAAACAAUUUCUGAUUCACUCAAACAGCAUCAAAAUAAGUUGAAAACUUAUAGAAUAUAGGAUAUUUAUGCUAUUUCAUAUCCUGUUCGGAACAAAUUCACAAAAAACAAGAAAACCGUAUGCUCUUCCGAAAGGUUUCUAUAAAACAAAAUAAUUUUUUCUCAGUUUAUGCGCACCUGUAAUUUACGCUUAGCGGAUAAAAUUAAUUAGAUCCUGAAGUUUUCAACUAGUUUUGCUGCUGUUUGAGUGAAUCAGGAAUUGUUUAACCUUAGCUGGAAACUGUGUGAAAAGCCCAACUUUCGUAAAACAUGAUUUUCAUUAUGCUUUUGUGUUUUUUCUUCGAAAAUAUACAGAAUCAUUAUAGUUUCUUCUCUAUCUUUCUAAUAGCUAGUGAGCCUAUUAUUCUAUUGAUAAGUGUGUGCUCUUACCGAAGAUUUUAUCCAGAUAAAAAAAAUGAAACUUUUGAAUUAUUUCGUAAAAGAAUAAAAAAUAAAAAAAAACAAUAAAAAAAAAGAUAUAAACGCAGAAAAUGGCAAAGAUAAUUUUUUUCAAUAUAAGACACAAGUGAAAUAUGUUCUAUAUCAACAUGCCAUACAAUGUAUAUGAUUAGAUCGUUUGACAUGAGUAAAUUCUCUUAUUUUAUUUUAUUUAAUAUUAAUAAUCAAUUAACAAAAAACUAGUGACGUCUCGUAUUUCGAUGAGAUACUCCGUCAGACAGUAAGUUUAAUACAAAUGACUUAACAUACAAUAACUUACGAAGUCUGAUUUGUUCUUAUUUUACUUAUAAGUUAUUGUAUGUUAAGUCAUUUGUAUUAAAUUUACUGUCUGAUGAAGUAUCUCAUCGAGACACGAAACGUCACUAAUUUUUUAUUAAUUGAUUAUUAAUAUUAAAUAAAAUAAAAUAAAAUAAGAGAAUUUACUCAUGUCAAAUAUCAAUUCAACCUUCUUAUCGUGACAUGAAUGAUUAGAUCGUGUUUGGAUAGCUCAGUGGUAGACAUUGUGGUACACUCCUGGUUUUAUUUUUCCGAAUGUUGGUUUCAAAAUUCUGUAAAAUUAUCAAUGAUCUAGACUGUAUCCACACUAAACAGGCAUAUACUUUUGUCCAAUACUUUAGCUCACUUUUCUAUUAAAUGUAGGUGCUGUCAAUAUAACGAAAAAAUAUAUUCAUUGACAAGAUUUACUUGUCAUGUAUUAGAUAAAAGAAAUGGGCAGAGUGUUGUAGCCAAUCAUUAUUCGUCGGACAAUGUUUUGACAGAUGACCAAAAUUGUCUCCAUUUGAGUAUCCACCAACAAUCAAAAGUUUGAUAUGACUAAAUCUCAGUCCUAUUUAACUUAAAGCUCAAUUAAUUUUAGUGAGCGAUCAGCAGAUAAAAGUUCUGGAUUUUAUUUGCUUAGUUCUCCAAUGAAUAUUUUUGAAGAUUGUGGCACAGAGACUGUUCUCAAAGCUACAUGAAUAGAAAAAACUUUAACAUUAAGGUAGUCUUGACGUCUUAAGGGGGGGGGCGCCCCCCCCGGGGGGGGGGGGGGGGGGGGGGGGGGGGGGG